Mastomys coucha (southern multimammate mouse) is the source of this 2563-nucleotide messenger RNA. RefSeq names its product corticotropin releasing hormone receptor 1 (gene Crhr1). Gene Ontology annotation, cellular component: neuron projection; plasma membrane. Gene Ontology annotation, biological process: adenylate cyclase-activating G protein-coupled receptor signaling pathway; cell surface receptor signaling pathway. The coding region runs from base 292 to 1539 and encodes 415 amino acids. Gene Ontology annotation, molecular function: corticotropin-releasing hormone receptor activity; G protein-coupled peptide receptor activity; corticotrophin-releasing factor receptor activity. The transcript has 13 exons. Lineage: Eukaryota; Metazoa; Chordata; Mammalia; Rodentia; Muridae. The record is from RefSeq and is a predicted model, not a curated record.
AGGCGAGAGGCAGGCGGACCGUGGGGGAGGCGACCGGGCUAGGCGGGAUCCAAGCAGAAGAGAGGUAGCUGCGGGCCCGACCGAGUGGGGACAAGGCGACCAGACUUGCUCGCGGAGGGCGAGCCAGAGCCUGCCGGUGGGGCGGGGCGGGAGGGUGCGAAGCUAGGCGCCUGGGCGCAGCUCAGCGGCCCGGGAGACCGGCCGCCCACCGGAGAUCGCAGUCGCCCGCCCUCCGCUCUGGGAUGUCGGAGCGAUCCAGGCAUCCAGGACGCUGACGGAGCGAGCCCGAGGAUGGGACGGCGCCCGCAGCUCCUUACCGUGAAGGCCCUUCUCCUUCUGGGGCUGAAUCCUGUCUCCACUUCCCUCCAGGAUCAGCACUGUGAGAGCCUGUCCCUGGCCAGCAACGUCUCUGGCCUACAGUGCAAUGCCUCCGUGGACCUCAUUGGCACCUGCUGGCCCAGGAGCCCUGCCGGGCAGUUGGUGGUUCGGCCCUGCCCCGCCUUUUUCUAUGGUGUUCGCUACAACACCACAAACAAUGGCUACCGGGAGUGCCUAGCCAAUGGCAGCUGGGCAGCCCGUGUGAAUUAUUCUGAGUGCCAGGAGAUUCUCAACGAAGAGAAGAAGAGCAAAGUGCAUUACCACAUUGCUGUCAUCAUCAACUACCUGGGCCACUGCAUCUCCCUGGUAGCCCUCCUGGUGGCUUUUGUCCUCUUCUUGCGGCUCAGGAGCAUCCGGUGCCUGAGAAACAUCAUCCACUGGAACCUCAUCUCGGCUUUCAUCCUGCGCAACGCCACAUGGUUUGUGGUCCAGCUCACCGUGAGCCCUGAGGUCCACCAGAGCAAUGUGGCCUGGUGCAGAUUGGUGACAGCUGCCUAUAACUACUUCCACGUAACCAACUUCUUCUGGAUGUUCGGUGAAGGCUGCUACCUGCACACGGCCAUUGUACUCACAUACUCCACCGACCGUCUGCGCAAGUGGAUGUUCGUCUGCAUUGGCUGGGGUGUGCCUUUCCCCAUCAUUGUGGCUUGGGCCAUUGGGAAGCUUUACUACGACAAUGAAAAGUGCUGGUUUGGCAAACGUCCUGGAGUAUACACUGACUACAUCUACCAGGGCCCCAUGAUCCUGGUCCUGCUGAUCAACUUUAUCUUUCUCUUCAACAUUGUCCGCAUCCUCAUGACCAAACUCCGGGCAUCCACCACAUCUGAGACUAUUCAGUACAGGAAGGCUGUGAAGGCCACUCUGGUGCUCCUGCCCCUCCUGGGUAUCACCUACAUGUUGUUCUUCGUCAACCCUGGUGAGGACGAGGUCUCCAGGGUUGUCUUCAUCUACUUCAACUCUUUCCUGGAGUCCUUUCAGGGCUUCUUUGUGUCUGUGUUCUACUGUUUUCUGAACAGUGAGGUCCGCUCUGCCAUCCGGAAGAGGUGGCGGCGGUGGCAGGACAAGCACUCCAUCAGAGCCCGAGUGGCCCGCGCCAUGUCCAUCCCCACCUCCCCCACCAGAGUCAGCUUUCACAGCAUCAAGCAGUCCACAGCGGUGUGAGCCUCAGGCCACAGAGCAACCUCCAAGACCUGAGGCCGGGGAAAGGAUGCAAAGCUCACUAGCGAGCCUGUCUGCAGAGGCAGGCGGCCUUCCCAUUCCUAACCCUCUGCUGCAGACCUGAGAGCCUGCCCAGCCAUGGACAAUAGCUCAUAGCACUGGGCUGGGCCCACAGCAUCUGGCUCCCUGCUGCACAUUCUCCCUGGGAAGUUGAAAGGGACACUGGGGACUAGAAACCCUGCAGCAGUUUAAUGGGCCCUGUGAAUACUGUCUUUUCCCAGAGCAGUUCACUGAAGAUCUGUAGUCUUCAGCGGCUGUUGGGAGGCCACUUGUUACCCCGGGGCAUCAUGGGAAACUCUCUUCUGAGACCGUAAAGCCUCUGGGUGUUAGCAACAUCUUGGGAUGUCACUGAGAACCAACGCCACGUGGUCGAGUCAGGAGACCUGGAGAUAGCUUUAGAAAUCUGGAAACAUCAUCAGACCGCACACUCCACCUCCCUAGAAGCCACUCCUGAGCCACCAGAAUGUCAUCAGCACCAUGGCCCUGCCACUGGAAAGCCCUGCCUUGCUGCUUCGCUGCCUCGCAUCUUUAGACGUUUACUAUUCUGCAGGCCAGUCCAGCUUUCUGUCACUCACCCACUGACAGCAACGGUCCCCUCACCCCUAAGCCCUCCCACUUCUGAGUAUCUUCUAACCUGUGAGAAGAUGGGGGUCGGGAAGGGGACUUGAGUUGCCUGUAAGGGAGAAGCAGAGUGGGCCCAGCCUAUGAGGAAGGAGUGGCCCCUGGAGACCCAGGCCACUGCUUCUUCAGUGGCUGGCCUCUUGAACACGGUCACAAGCUGGGGGGAAGGGGGGAAGGGGGGAAAGGACUUCUCUACUCGAGUGCCCUGAAUGGUGACAGGACAACUAACUGGCAAAGCCCUUGCUCCCAGACUCGGAAGGGCCCAGUCCUCACUGAGUGGGAGGGUUGAGGAGCCACAGCAGGACCGAGGUGGGGAUGAUAUAAAUAAUAUUUAUCUUUUCAACUA